AAAAAACCCAAACCCAUCACCGUCCCCCGAGGACACGGCGGCUGCAACAAAAGCCACGGGCGCUGCUGCUCUGCUGUUUGCUGCUGCCUGCGGUUUCGCUAUCUCUUCUCCCCCACUCCUCCCUCCCCAUCCCUCCGCGGCCACCUUCCAAUCCAAGCUCUGCACCGCGCGCCGCCGCCCCCCUACUCAUGGCGCCGCUGCCCCGCCCCGCAGCCGUCCUCGCAUGGGGUUCGGGGGAGGACGGGCAGCUGGGCAUGGGCGGGUGCGACGAGAAGGACUGGGCCCACCGCGUCGCCGCGCUGGAUCCGUACGCCGUCUCCGCUGUCGUCGCCGGCAGCCGCAACUCCCUCGCCAUCUGCGACGACGGCCGCCUCUUCACGUGGGGGUGGAACCAGCGGGGCACGCUCGGCCACCCGCCGGAGACCAAGACGGAGAGCUCCCCGGCACCCGUGGAGGCCCUCGCCGGUGUCAAGAUCGUGCAGGCGGCGAUCGGUGGGUGGCAUUGCCUGGCAGUGGAUGACAAGGGGCGCGCCUAUGCUUGGGGGGGCAACGAGUAUGGGCAGUGCGGGGAGGAGCCUGAGAGAAAGGAGGAUGGCACAAGGGCGCUCAGGAGGGACAUCCCCACCCCGCAGCGGUGUGCUCUCAAGCUCAAAGUUCAGCAAGUAGCUGCUGGGGGGACCCACUCAGUGGUUUUGACACAAGAAGGUCAUGUCUGGACAUGGGGGCAACCAUGGCCUCCGGGUGAUAUCAAGCAAAUAUCCACGCCAGUACGUGUGCAAGGUCUUGAAAAAGUGAUGAUGAUUGCUGUAGGGGCAUUCCAUAAUUUGGCACUAUCAGAAGACGCAGUUUUGUGGGCGUGGGGUAAUAAUGAGUAUGGUCAGCUGGGGAUUGGAGAUACCCAACCAAGAUCACAACCGAUCCGUGUCGAAGGGCUAUCUGGCCUCUCGUUGGUUGACAUUGCUGCUGGAGGUUGGCAUUCAACCGCAUUAACUAAAGAUGGGGAGGUCUAUGCUUGGGGAAGAGGGGAACAUGGGAGGCUUGGCUUUGGUGAUGAUAAGAGUAGUCACAUGGUGCCCCUAAAGGUUCAGCUUCUAGAUGGAGAGGAUAUUGUCCAGGUAUCAUGCGGAGGGACCCAUUCGGUUGCGCUAACUAGUGAUGGACGAAUAUUUUCUUACGGGAGGGGCGAUCAUGGCCGUCUAGGCUACGGUAGGAAGGUGACAACGGGUCACCCAAUGGAAGUGCCCCUAAACUUGCCACCGCCGAAGACUAGCGCCGGCCCUGACGGGCUAUGGCAGGCCAAUUUUGUGGCCUGUGGCGGGCGGCACACGCUGGCCAUUGUGACAUGGACUGAUAUGUAACCACCAGGCAGCAUGGUCGCUUAGUGUAUUAAUCGAAGUUGAGGUUAUAAUAACGGAGAAUAAGAACAGAUACUUUGCGGAGAUACGGAACGAGCUUCUCCUUUGGUGGUUGCUGAGUUGGGUUGCCUGCGGUGUCUGAAUGAAUCACAUUUCAGGCUUCCAUAGAAUGUUCUGAUUACCAAAUUUUGCCAAGAGUUUUCUGUGAGCUGUGUUCUCUCUUUGGCUGACAUGGCCAGCUAUUUCGAUAUUUGGAUCAUCUUUACUGGAGUCUGGGGAAAAAGAUUGUAUGAACAUGUGAGCUGGCAGAUGAGAACACUGAAAGUUGGAAUGAACAAAUGGACAUGAACAUUUGCCUCACAUGGAAGUGGCAAUAUGUAGACAGUGAAAUCUUAAAAGAAAGACUGAUAUUUGAGCAGGCCUAAAAAAAAGAGACUGAUAUUUGAGCA
Brachypodium distachyon (stiff brome) is the source of this 1804-nucleotide messenger RNA. RefSeq names its product ultraviolet-B receptor UVR8. The coding region runs from base 189 to 1358 and encodes 389 amino acids. NCBI's taxonomy places the organism in Eukaryota, Viridiplantae, Streptophyta, Magnoliopsida, Poales, Poaceae. The transcript has 11 exons. The record is from RefSeq and is a predicted model, not a curated record.